UUGGACGCGCCGGGUGUUCCUGUGCGUAAUGGUUGUGUGGAGAGAAGUUUGGGCUGGAUUCUAGAGGGUGUGAGGAGGGUAUUUCACCUCUUCCGGUCCCUUCGCCUGAACGCCGUCCUCAGCAGCACCAUACCAGAGGACGAGCAAGGAAAGCAGGAUUCAAAGGCAGCAGUCGUCCUGAACUUGGACUACGAACCGUUCCUAUGGUGGCCGGUCAACACCUGGCCAUGGGCAACGGUUUGAUUAAAGCCCCGCAGGCUGAAGAGACCAGCUGCCUGGCCUCCACCAGAGACCUGGCCUCCACCAGAGACCUGGACUCCACCAGAGACCUGGCCUCCACCAGAGACCUGGCCUCCACCAGAGACCUCCCCGCCUGGGACGUAGAACCCCUGAGGUUGCGGAUUGCCCACCUGGAAGAAGAGCUGGCGCGCCGGGACCAGGAGUUUCGUGCCCAGGAGCAACAACUGCAGAAUCUCCAGAGGGAGCUGGAGGCCAAGAUCUCCCAGAUUGAGAAGCUCCAGGAUGCCAUCGGCUACAACAAACUGGGCCGCUCCUUGCUGGCCUCCAGGCGCCAGAGCCAGCAGCUGCUCAGCGUCAUCAACCAGGGCCCAAGCCGCUUCCACAGGGUGGCUGUGGAGGUCCACCGCAGACUCAAGGCUAAGGAAGGUGUCUCGGCCGAGCCCACCUCAGAGAACUUCUACAGGAGACUCGUAGCACCACACAUCUCUAAGGAGAGGACCUUUGCUUGCAAAGAUUCCUUCACCAAGAAACUCAUCAGUGAUGCCUUCAUGAACAAUGACUUUCUGAAGAAGCUGGAGCCACAGCACAUGAGGGAAAUGGUGGACUGCAUGUACGAGAGAGUCUACAGCGAGGGACAACUUGUCAUCCAGGAGGGAGAGUCUGGGAACUACCUGUAUGUUGUGGCAGAGGGCUUGUUAGAGGUCAUGCAGAACGGUAAACUGCUGGGGGAGAUGAAUCCAGGGACGGCAUUUGGAGAACUGGCCAUACUUUACAACUGUAAAAGAACAGCAACUGUUAAAGCUGUGUCCCAGUCUCAUAUCUGGUCACUGGACCGUCAGACCUUCCAAGCAAUCAUGAUGAGAACAACCCAGGCCAGACAAGACGAGUACUUCCGCUUUUUACGCAGUGUAUCUCUACUCAGAGACUUACCUGAAGAGAAACUGGCAAAAAUUGUUGAUUGUCUUGAAGUGGAUUAUUUCGAUAAAGGAGAGUACAUCAUCCGAGAGGGGGAGGAGGGGAACACUUUCUUCAUCAUAGCAAAAGGAGAGGUAUCUGUCACUCAGACAUCUGAAGGACACGCGGAGCCUCAGGAAAUCAAGACGCUGGGUGUCGGGGACUAUUUUGGGGAGAAAGCCCUCAUCUGUGAAGAUGUGCGUUCAGCCAACGUCAUCUGCCAGCAGGACCACACACACUGCCUGGUGCUGGACAGAGACAACUUCAACCAGAUGGUGGGAACCUACGAGGAGCUUCAGGCUUACUUAAAGGAGUAUGUGACGCAGCUUUCCCGCAGUGAUGAGAGGAGGAACGCUGUGCCCCAGUCCCCUCAGACGGAGCCUCCAGGUGCCCAGCAGUGGAGGAGACUGAGGGAGAGACUAGCAGCUCUGCCUUCCCAUCAGCCCUUCCAGGAGCUGGAGGUCAUAGCCACGCUGGGCGUGGGCGGCUUCGGACGCGUGGAGCUGGUGAAGCUGAGUAAUGAGGACGCCACCUUUGCUCUGAAGUGCAUCAAGAAGAAACAUAUUGUGGAAACCAGACAGCAGGAGCAUGUCUUCUCUGAAAAGAACAUCCUCCAGCAGACCAACUCACGCUUCAUAGUCAGGUUGUUCCGAACAUUUCGGGAUGAUAAGUUUGUGUACCUGCUGCUGGAGGCGUGUUUGGGCGGGGAGCUCUGGAGUGUGUUACGAGACAUGAGUUGCUUUGACGAGUCCACGGCCCGGUUCUGUAUUGGCUGCGUCCUGGAGGCCUUUGACCAUCUUCACGUUAGGGGUAUCAUCUACAGGGAUUUAAAACCAGAGAACCUGCUGCUGGAUUCUGAGGGUUAUGUCAAAAUGGCUGAUUUUGGUUUUGCCAAAAAGAUUGGCAUGGGGAAGAAGACCUGGACAUUCUGCGGGACUCCAGAGUACGUGGCCCCGGAGGUCAUCAUGAAUAAGGGCCACGACUUCGGAGCGGAUUGCUGGUCACUGGGAAUCCUCAUCUUUGAGCUCCUAACUGGAAAUCCUCCUUUUGCUGGCUCAGAUCCCAUAAAGAUCUACACCAUGGUCCUCCACGGCAUCGAGAAAGUGGACUUUCCAAAGAGAAUAGGGAAACGUCCUGAUGACCUCAUCAGGAGACUCUGCAGGCUGAACCCUGUGGAGCGGCUGGGCAACAAAAAGAACGGCAUCGUCGACAUAAAGAAACACAAGUGGUUUCAGGGGUUCAACUGGGAAGGUCUGAAGCAUCAGAAGCUCUUGUCUCCACUGCGGAGAGAGCUGAAAGGACCAACGGACCACAGCCAUUUUGACAUGUUCCCUCCGGACACUGAAGAGCCACCGGAUGAGUUGUCCGGCUGGGACAAAGACUUCUGA
This is a messenger RNA of Lampris incognitus (smalleye Pacific opah), 2582 nucleotides long. RefSeq names its product cGMP-dependent protein kinase 2. The transcript has 20 exons. Gene Ontology annotation, biological process: protein phosphorylation. The record is from RefSeq and is a predicted model, not a curated record. Gene Ontology annotation, molecular function: cGMP-dependent protein kinase activity; ATP binding. Bases 204 to 2582 code for a protein of 792 amino acids. Lineage: Eukaryota; Metazoa; Chordata; Actinopteri; Lampriformes; Lampridae.